Topomyia yanbarensis is the source of this 1863-nucleotide messenger RNA. Its product is annotated as zinc finger protein 675-like. Bases 396 to 1700 code for a protein of 434 amino acids. The record is from RefSeq and is a predicted model, not a curated record. The transcript has 2 exons. Gene Ontology annotation, biological process: regulation of transcription by RNA polymerase II. NCBI's taxonomy places the organism in Eukaryota, Metazoa, Arthropoda, Insecta, Diptera, Culicidae. Gene Ontology annotation, cellular component: nucleus. Gene Ontology annotation, molecular function: RNA polymerase II transcription regulatory region sequence-specific DNA binding; DNA-binding transcription factor activity, RNA polymerase II-specific.
CUGGUGUGAGUUCGUAAAUUUUGAAAGAUGGCCGCUUUUCCCUGGCACUUCCGGAACCGUCUAUGGUGGUCAAUGUAGUCAACGAAAGUUUAAUUGGCCGUCGGUGACCUAGAACAGCAAAUUUAAGUUGUUUGAGAGACAUUUUAGCGAAAUUUUUACCUUUUUUGCUUUCAUCGGAGUAUCGGUUUGAAUCACAAUUUGCUACGUGAUCGCGCGCCACAACCUGUAACUGUAACAUUGCCUGUCUCGUCUGCAAAUUGUAGCAUGUGAUUUUGACGGGGAGCCCUUCCGAGAGUCUAGCCAACCGUCCGUAGAUGCGUUCAUUGAGGAAACAGAACUAUGUAGUAUCGUAGAAGCUGAGAACGAACAGUCGUUACAAUUAACACUACCUCCAGAUGAACCACCUUAGAUCACCUUUCAAGGAUACAGCAGUAAUCGCACCUAAAACAAUAACCAGAUUUAGAAACUCGACGAAAUCGGUUGCAUUGAAAGCCGUCGUUGGUAGAAAGUAUUAUAUCUGCGUAACUGUUUUUGAAGACGCAAACGAGUUACUCCAACAUUUGUCGGAAGUACAUGCCACAAACGUGGGAUACCAUUGCAAAGAAUGUUUUUCCAAGUUCCGUCAGGUUAUCGCAUAUAACCGUCAUCUGGGUCGACAUGAAACAAAGGAACGACCGAACAAAUGUAGCGUCUGUCAGCUUGGAUUUUCUUCCCCAAAUCAGGUGAAGGUUCAUGAAAACAAAGUUCAUGGAAUUGAAAAUAAUGCCAAAAUUCGUUCACCAGUGACGAUAUUCAAAAGCUGUAAUAUUUGUGAUAAAACAUUCAGGUGUAACUCUAAACUGAACUUUCACAUACGAAGGGUACACAACAGCCAGUGGAUUCCUAUCUGUAACAUAUGCGACAAGACCUUCACAGCUAAGUCAAGUUUGGAACGACACAUGCUUUUACACACGCAAGAAAAACCUUUCGUUUGCGACUUGUGUGACACCUACUUUAGUCGUUCGCUUGAUGUUAAGAAUCAUGUAAGAAUGGUGCACGAAAGUUUAAAUCCUCACGUUUGUGAGGAAUGUAGUGAACAAUUCAAAAACUAUCACGGUCUUUGCAAGCAUCACCAGAUUGUUCAUUUAAACAAAUCUCUGCCAGCGGUACGGUUUAAGCCGUAUCACUUGAUCUGUAAGCUCUGUAAGCGACCUCACAGAAAAUCUAGUGAACUGAUUGAACAUAUUCGACAGGGCCACUCUAAUGAAACGUAUCCAUACGUACAGUGUCCGGUUUGUCCAAAAACCUUUUUGUCUACGCAACAUCUGAGUUGCCAUAAAGAGAUUCAUACGGACAAGUACACCUGUAUGUACUGCGGCGCGCGCAAUGCGACAAUUCACCGGCUGCAAACCCACGUCGAAAAUCAUCACAAUGAAGAGCGUAGGUAUGACUGUCCCAUCUGCAACAGUAAAUUGUACAAAUCGGCAUCCGCCCUGCGAACGCACGUGCUCACCCAUAGCCGCGGGAAGCAAUACCGGUGCGAUAUAUGUCGGAGAGAUUUUAUGCGAAAGAAUCAGUUGAGCAUACAUCGCCGGACCCAUACAGGCGAGAAACCAUUUCAGUGUGAAAUCUGUCAGAAACGAUUCAGCGAUGGUGCAUCGUACUGCAAGCACAAGAAGCGCUGCAUGCGGUUGUCUUUGAACAGUGAUGUGUCUGUUUGAGGGGCGCUGAAGGCAGAUCAUGAUCAAGAAGGAUUCACAAAGGCUGUACUAUUGAUAUUGUUUAAAUUAUAUUGUUUAUAAGGGAUACCGAAUUGUAGUAUGUGUAGUCUUUAAGAAUUUACAUCACCACAGGAUUGAAAAUAUAUUCUUCUCACUUUUUAAU